Molecule: messenger RNA, 4092 nt
Organism: Xenopus laevis (African clawed frog)
Lineage: Eukaryota; Metazoa; Chordata; Amphibia; Anura; Pipidae
Product: mRNA decay activator protein ZFP36L1
Exons: 2
Coding region: 177-1172 (331 amino acids)
Source: RefSeq, a predicted model, not a curated record
AAAGGGCAAGUGUUAGGGUGGGAGGAGUCUGAUCAAACCAAAUAGAAUAGUGGCUCCUAGUAGUGUGUCCACAUUAGAACCAUACUUUUCCAAACCGGGUGUUGGUCGCUGGGGAGACUGCGAUCUCAAGGAACGACCCCAUCUAUACACGUUUAGCACGAGGAGUCGAGCAGCAAAUGCCCAGCACCAUGCUCUCCAGCCUGCUCAGCCCAUUCCAGGAGCUGGAUACCAACUUAUCCAAGGAAUUUAUGUCUCUUCUUUCUGAGAGGAGAUUAAACAUUAGUCCUAUUGAAGAACAGGAGAGCACCUAUUUGUCUUGCCCUAUCAACUUAAACAAAAAUGAGAAAAUUCGGAAGAAAUUAACAGAAUUCUGUGUUGAACCUUUGGAGACACUAUGGAAUUGCAACAACCAGCUUUCUGCUCCAAAUCCCCUGUGUCGCAUCCCAUUCCUAGCUGACCGCUCUGUAAGUAUGAUUGAGGAGACCAAUCACUUGUCUCCACCUAAGCCACUCUCUUCCCGAUACAAGACUGAGCUUUGCCGUACUUUCCAUGAGAUUGGUUCCUGCAAGUAUGGCUCAAAGUGCCAAUUUGCACAUGGGUCUGAAGAGCUCCGAGGUCUCAACCGACACCCCAAAUACAAGACAGAGCUGUGCCGGACUUACCAUACUAUUGGCUUCUGCCCAUAUGGAUCUCGCUGCCACUUUAUCCACAAUGCAGAAGAGCAAAGGUUUAUUAAGAGUACAAAGGGACAGCGCCCUCCACUUUUGAGGCACAGUAUAAGCUGCUCAGGAAUCCCUUCUUCCACCUCUUUGGAUUCUCUCUUCUCAUCCUCACUGUCUCCCUUUUCUCCAGCUUCUCCCACCUUUUCCCCAUCUGCCUCCAUUUUUAGUUCUGGUCCUUCCUCUCCCUCUUCUUCUUCUCUUGUGACACUUAAUUUGGCACCUUUCUUUCGCCCAGCAUCUCCCCCUUCCCCAGGCAUACAAAGCCCUAUCCCUGUAAGGCAGUUGGCCCAGCUGCCACCCUUCAGGGGGUCAGAACCCAGCACUGAAUGCCUCCAGGACUGUCUUUUAGAUAAGGAUCAAGAGAUCAGUGCUUUGAAAGACUGCAAAGAGAACUGUAGCAAUUCCAGUGAAGCCAAGCGUCUCCCAAUUUUCAGCCGCCUGUCUGAUUAAGGAGUGAACUUUAUUCAACUUCAGGCCAUGCACAGAAAAUUAUUGGCUUCCUUUAAAUGUUAAGAGCUCAGGAAACAUGCACAUAAUUGUGAGUUUCCUGUAAGAUUAUCAUAGGCAUGGAGAACAGUGUUUUAAAGAAAAAAACUUGCUUGGAAAUCAUCAUUUUGUGCCAAUACAUAUAUGACAAUAUAAGGAUGUGUGGUCCAGAGUAAAGGCAUCCAAGCAAAAAUGUCAUCCUUACAGGCUGUGCUAUAAACUUCAUCUGUGCUAAUGUCAAGCAAGGCACCAGGCUCACAGACUGCAGCUAUGAAUAUUGUGCCAGUAUUAACUAAAAAGUAUUGAUACCUAGGGACAAAUAUUUGGCAAUCUUGUUUUCUUGACUUUGUAAGUGAAAGAUCUGUAGUCUGAUGCAUGUAACAUGGCAGUCUUUUUCUAAAGGGCUAAUUAGUUGAACUGCAUUUCAACUGUGUUAAGUACUGUAUCUAGUCUUUUUCCUCUGUGUUUAUUCAGUAUUAUUCUUAUUAUAUUAUUCAGACCUCAAAAAUAUGGUUGCAUGUUUUGAAAACAUUUUGAUGCUAAAACACAACUGACACUCAGAGGAAACAUUUAUAGGAUUGCACUCUUUGGCAGAACUUGAGCUACUUGAACUGCAUAUGAUAUUUUUCUGGUAUUUUCCUUUCAUCUUACUUUUAUUAUAAUAUUUUGCCCAUUCAGUUUUAUUAGCAAGGGGCCAGAAAUUGGAGUAAACUGUUAAAAGAAAAGUAUAUUCCUGCUGCUGUGUUCUACAUGACCUUUAUCCCCCUCCUUUACAAAUAUCCCGUGAGGCAUAAUUUCCAAAAUCUCUAUGUGUGGCAGUUUUAGGCCCAUGACAUAUUGCAUGUUUUGAUCACUGCUGUUCUCUCAAGCAAAUAUAUGGCAGUCACACCUUUCAUUUGCUGCCCUUCCACAUUUUAUUUCUACCACCAUGGUUGUGCCUGAAAGGAUGUUGGCAAUCAAAAUUAUGUGUAUGACUCCAGACCCAUGCUGAAAUGUAUUCUUCUUAAACCUCUUAGGCAUAAGAUCAUGUGAGAGGGCCAGGCAAUGUGAUUGCCAUGCUGGAUGCCGCACCCCCUUGCUAAUAUGUAUUACCACAAAAUCAGACCAGCAAACAGCAUAGCAGUAAGUUUUAUUAAUGUGUUGUGUUCCCAACAAAUUUGUGACCAAAUGUUGACAGCAAUUCACAUAACCAGUGUGCCUAAAGGGUACAUUGGAAUUUAUAUUACAGUAUACAGUGGGAGUCAUUUUAUUCAGUCUGCCCCCCAAAAAAAUCAUUAAAGUCCAAUGUUAAUUAAAGCUACUGUGGGGCAUUUAUUUGCCCUUUUGACAGGUUUAUGUCCAUAGUGUUUUCUGUUGGUGCUCUAAAUGUUUGACAUUGUUACCUCCCAGUGAAUAGUAAGGAAUGUACUGCAGAUCUGCCAAAUCUUACCAAAAUACUUUACUGCACAUGUUCAGAUUCAUUUAUUUUUGUAUUACAUGUUUAUUACACACUUUCUGCUGAAAGCCGCCAGAUUAGAAAGGAGGUGGUCCAGGAGUGGUCACAGCAGUGCAUCUAUUGUAGCUAUCUAACAAUAAAUGAAGAUGUUCUGUAUGAUGGCUAGACUAGUGAGCAGUGAAUUUUAUAGAAGGACUUUUAAAAAUCUCUUUCUUCUGAUUGGCCACAUAUAGUGCCAAUGUAGGUAAGGAUCUUUGAGUCCUGGGUAGGUCAGAAAGCUUUAUUCUCUGUGAGAUUCAUAGAGGUGAAACAGAAUAUGCUUAGUUUCCUCACCCUAUACCUUUCAGUUCUUAAGGUUUUUGGGGGUCCAUCAAGUAAGAAGGAUUUUCUUAGUGAAACGAUCAUUUGUCUCUAAAUGUUAUAUAUUAUAUAAUUGUAAAACUGUUGUACAGUUUAAGAAAUGUUCAAGGAAAUGUCUUGUAGGUUGUAGUUUUAGUACAUGUAUCACUGUUUUGACAGUACCAGUUGAAUGAAUAUGGGUCAUAAACCAUGUGUGAUUUAUUUAGAUGUCUGUCUCCAUUUUGCUGGGUGCAGAUAUACUAAUAUAUAGAGAUUAGGGCCGUUAGUAGUUUUGUUCUGGAGGCUCAUCAUAAAUCCACCGUUCCCAGUGCAACUAAAAGCACCUUGUUCCUAACUAGUCAAUGAGCAAAAUGAUGCGAGCUUUAUUAACUCAUGUGUAGCUGUUACAUAGUAAUGAAAAGUUUAUAUAUUUUCAGCAGCUUCACUGCCUACUCUGGUGGAUUUAAUCUGCACAUGCUUUUGUUGAGUGUUUUUUAAAAUUUGUUUUAAAAGUGCAUAAUACCAAAGGCCCUUCCCUUGCACUUUUAAUUUUUUUUUUUGUACCUGGUUUAAGUGCGUUAUGAACAUUGGUAUUGCGCUUGCAUGAGUAGUUAUUGGUUUUCAUAUGUUCAGGCAAACUUUUCAUUUACUAAUUGUCUUGUGUUUGCCCAUCAGUCAGAUUACGGAGCAUUUAUGACCCCAUGGUUUGUAAAGAGGAUCUGUAGGAUGCUAGCAUGCAAGCAAGAAAAAUAACUAUUCUAGGAUAUUAUAAUUUUAAACCUGUAGUCAUUUUGUCAUGACUUGUCAUGUUCAUUAAAAAAAAAAAUUACAAAAAUAUAAACAUGAAUAACAUGCAGACAAUUUUAUUACGGUUUCUUCCUUUUUGUUGGUAAUAUUUUUUACAUUUAGAACUUUUUUAUUUAUUUUGUGCAUUUUUUUUUAAUUGGAAUAAGUGCUUUAUGUUUUGCAAUUUCGUGAUUUUAUUUUAAAUUAGAACCAUAAUUUAUUUUUUACAGUUCCUGUGAUUGUUUGCAUCUCUGUUAAUUAUUUGAUUUAAUUUAAAAUAUUCAUGAACAUGUAUUUGCUCUCAUUAAAUCUGCCUGUCUUUUA